UUCAAUUUUCUUCCAUUUACAACUAACAGGUCUAAAUGCGGACAUACUGGGGCUGCGGGUCUCACUAAUUAAUUUAAUUUCAUCUGACUUUGGGUAGCUUAUAAUUAUUCAGUUGGCUAUUGAUCUGUAAUUAAUUGAAAGGUUUUGUUUUACACGUGCUAGCUAGGAUACGUACGAUUUCAUGCAAAUCGUUAUAUCUCUAUUUCUCGCUAAAUAAUUCCCAUUCUACCUCGUAAAUUCUGUAAAAUGAGAUCAUCUACUGGAGACACUAGUUAGUUGUCCGUGUUCUCACAUGAGUUAUAAUUAUGGUUAUUCGCUGUCAGUUUGUGUGGAAGUAUAAUGUAUUCAUUGUACAUAAUGUAUAUACGUUUGUGCUUUCUUAUGUUUAUAAUUAAUGGAAGUAAUAGAUGAAAUUAAUUUAUUGGAUUGGACAUCGAUAAAAGGAUUUAAUGUGUUAUUAUGGAGUUAAAACAGGAAUGAAGGACGAACUAAUGGCGGGAAUGAAGGACAUGCAUCCUUCCAAGGACUCUUCCAAUGGGAGCGUAGGAACACCGGACAGCAUCAGCGACUCGGAUAAACCUUCCAAACAAAAACGACAUCGGACACGCUUUACUCCGGCUCAACUCAACGAACUGGAACGGAGCUUCGCCAAGACUCAUUAUCCGGAUAUUUUCAUGAGGGAAGAACUAGCAUUGAGAAUCGGAUUGACGGAAUCCCGGGUACAGGUUUGGUUUCAAAACCGCCGUGCCAAAUGGAAGAAAAGGAAGAAGACCACCAAUGUAUUCAGAACACCAGGAGCUCUGCUGCCUUCCCCUGGAUUAUCUCCCUUUGGACCAAUGAAUGACACAUUUUGUACAUUCCAUCCAUCAGACACGAGGUGGUCCGGAAUGUCAGGAAUAUCCAACAUGGGUUCCCCGAUGAACGGAAACCCUCUGACACUAUCAUCCUCGUUACCUCGACAAGGAAUAGCUCAGUCUGUCGGUCCACAGAUGUCAAUUUCCGGACUUGGUGACGUCACUCUGGGAAACAGUAUGGGCAUGAAUGGGGGUGCGGGUAUAUACAGCACAGGCUACGGUAUGACCCCCGCGAGUUGUUCGUCACAACUCACCGGUUCGUCCUCACCGACGCUCCCCAACACUCAGAUGUCGUGUGGAAUGCAGGAAAUGGGAGAAACCUGGCGGGGUUCGAGUAUAGCCACACUGAGACGGAAGGCGUUAGAACAUACGGUCACUCUCACGGGAUUUAGAUGAAAACAAUGCAGAACGGACAUUGCUAUUUUGUGACGUCAUGAUUGGAUUUAUAUACAUAUAUCUGUGACAUCGACAUUUUUAUGAUUAUCUCAAACAACUUAGUUGUGACAUAUACAUUGUACUGCUACUUAAAAGCAUAAAGGUCGCCGUACCAACGUAGAUGUGACGUCAGUUCAUACAACACGUCACUUCUUAUGACAUCAUGACGUCACUGACACACAAAACAAUCUUGCCAAUAUUGAUGACGACGGUGCAAUGGAGACUAGAGUGCUACGUGUGGUCCUGUGUAUACAUUGGUUAUGUACUGUAUUUAUUAUUGGUCGGAGAGGAAAUUGGCUUCGCACGUGGAUCUGGGGGGAUUUAUAUCUCAGACUCAUGGUAUCACCAUGAUCUGACUCAUAGUGUUGGAUGCUGUACUCGUUGCUAGGUAAUCAAACAUCCGUUGUUGCUAAGUGACUGAAAUCAUUCCUUAUUACGAGGUAACAUAUAAUUUCUCGUUGCUAGGAUACAGAUGUCAAUCCUCGUUGCUAGGUAACUAUUUGAAAUUAUUUCUUGUUGCGGGGUAACAUAUAAAAUUAUUCGUUGCUAAGAUACAAAUGUCAAUCCUCCUUGCUAGGUAACCACUGUGAACUAACGUUGCCAGCUAAUUGUUUCCCUGGGGUUGUGCAAUGGACGAUAUCGUAAACUUAUAAACUUAUGUAUAGUCAAACAUUCUUGGUGUAUCAUUUCGACCUCAGAUACACAUUACCAUAGAGGGGACCAUAGUUGAUGGUAUGUUUUGAACACUUUUUGGAAAUAUUGCUGAUUUCAUAAAGUGAUUAAAAGACCUUUCAUCCAACGUUUAUUUUAACAUAAGGUCCAACCACGUCAUUACUUGGUCCCAAACAUAUUUAUUCGGUCCCAGUCCAUGUUAACUAGGUCCAAGUCCAUGUUUACUAGGUCCAAGUUCAUGUUUACUAGGUCCCAGUCCAUGUUUACAAGGUCCCAGUCCAUGUUUACUAGGUCCAAGUCCAUGUUAACUAGGUCCCAGUCCAUGUUUACUAGGUCCCAGUCCAUGUUUACAAGGUCCCAGUCCAUGUUUACUAGGUCCAAGUAUAUGUUUACUAGGUCCCAGUCCAUGUUUACUAGGUCCAAGUAUAUGUUUACUAGGUCCCAGUCCAUGUUUACUAGGUCCAAGUCCAUGUUUACUAGGUCCCAGUCCAUGUUUACUAGGUCCAAGUCCAUGUUUACUAGGUCCCAGUCCAUGUUUACUAGGUCCAAGUUCAUGUUUACUAGGUCCCAGUCCAUGUUUACUAGGUCCCAGUCCAUGUUUACUAGGUCCAAGUAUAUGUUUACUAGGUCCCAGUCCAUGUUUACUAGGUCCAAGUCCAUGUUUACUAGGUCCAAGUCCAUGUUUACUAGGUCCCAGUUCAUGUUUACUAGGUCCAAGUCCAUGUUUACUAGGUCCCAGUCCAUGUUUACUAUGUCCAAGUAUAUGUUUACUAGGUCCCAGUUCAUGUUUACUAGGUCCAAGUCCAUGUUUACUAGGUCCCAGUCCAUGUUUACUAGGUCCCAGACCAUGUUUACAAGGUCCCAGUUCAUGUUUACUAGGUCCCAGUUCAUGUUUACUAGGUCCCAGUUCAUGUUUACUAGGUCCCAGCCCAUGUUUACUAGGUCCCAGUUCAUGUUUACUAGGUCCCAGUUCAUGUUUACUAGGUCCCAGUUCAUGUUUACUAGGUCCCAGUCCAUGUUUACUAGGUCCCAGUCCAUGUUUACUAGGUCCCAGUCCAUGUUUACUAGGUCCCAGUCCAUGUUUACUAGGUCCCGGGACAUGCUUACUAGGUCCCAGUACAUGUUUACAAGGUCCCACUUCAUGUUUACUAGGUCCCGGGACAUGCUUAGUAUGUCCCAGUUCAUGUUUACAUGACUUGGUAUACUUGAAUAAGUAGACAUAUAUGAAUAUUUGAUUGCCCAAUAUGAAAUGCCACGAAAAAGUGGUCAGCAAGACUGAUACGUUUUUCCUGACUUUACCAAGUUUAGUUUAUUUUGUCCGUCCAAUCAACACGGUUUUAAUUUUAUAUUGUGUCUACUGGCACAGAACGUUCAUUCUUAACAUGUUUCUGAGAUCAUGCAAAAAAUAAUGUGUUCUGUAGGAAUCUGAAUUUAAAUGAGCAGACUAUUAAAAUAUUUGGAAUGACAAAAGAGCCUGAAUUACAUCACGCUAUACCACCAUUACCGAUGUACACGAUGUUUAGAAAAUAUUUAAAUUGAUACUUGUUAAAACCGAUUUGGGGAAUAAUGGAAGUAUUGGUCUUGUUAAAACAAGUUCCUUGUAAAUCAUGGCGAAUGUGUAGAAUGGAGAUAUUAAGUUAUUUAUAUUAUGUUUAAAGUUUAUAGAUAUUGUUAACUUCAGUGUAUUUUUCACUCCCUGCAAAAUCAUUGAAUUGGGUUAUGUAACAGACGUAUAUAAUGAUAGUGUUGGCCUGAAGGCCAUAUUAAUGUAUUGUAUUCUGUCACUCGAACCCAAUUUACCUCCAUAUUGUUUAAAAUAUCACAAGUUAUAGUUUGUAUUUUGUAUUUUUUAUUCAAAUGAGAAUUAAACGGUAUUUACUUUAAUAAUCACUAUACAUUGUAUGGAAUAUAUUAUAAUACGAAAUAUACCGCAGUUCAAACAAAACUUUCAAAAAUACAUAUUUGAAAUUGAUUAUGAAUUUUUAGGUUCACUUUAUCUUCACGGAGAUGAAGUGAAUUAUCUCCGAUUUUUUUUUUAUUGAAACAAGGAUGCGUUGUAUACUGUAUAAUUAAUAUAAAAUUCAUUGUUAAAACUCUUGGUGGAUAUUGUAUUAUAUGUGUGUCAAUAAAAUUAGCAGAUUUCUUUAUA
Messenger RNA from Pecten maximus, 4110 nucleotides. Its product is annotated as homeobox protein orthopedia-like. Gene Ontology annotation, molecular function: DNA-binding transcription factor activity, RNA polymerase II-specific; DNA binding. Lineage: Eukaryota; Metazoa; Mollusca; Bivalvia; Pectinida; Pectinidae. The record is from RefSeq and is a predicted model, not a curated record. Bases 450 to 1250 code for a protein of 266 amino acids. The transcript has 3 exons. Gene Ontology annotation, biological process: neuron differentiation; regulation of DNA-templated transcription.